Ixodes scapularis (black-legged tick) is the source of this 3087-nucleotide messenger RNA. It is a transcript of the gene Snx21, whose product is annotated as sorting nexin-21. Bases 272 to 1258 code for a protein of 328 amino acids. The transcript has 4 exons. Gene Ontology annotation, biological process: protein transport. Lineage: Eukaryota; Metazoa; Arthropoda; Arachnida; Ixodida; Ixodidae. The record is from RefSeq and is a predicted model, not a curated record. Gene Ontology annotation, cellular component: early endosome membrane. Gene Ontology annotation, molecular function: protein binding; phosphatidylinositol phosphate binding.
UAACGCGGAAGGGUAGGGCCGCAGGGUUCAUGGAAAAGCGACUACGAAGCUAACGACGACGACGUUGACGUGAUCGCAGUCGUCCCAAAUUUUUUAUGGAGGAUGGCUAGUCGGUUCUCCUAGCGAACGGGGUUCCGAAGAAAAUUUGCCGUGCUUCGCUGUUCGGUGUGAGUUUGCACAGGCGCCUCUGCUGUUUAUGCAUCAUGACACUGAGUGAGCGGUGACUGACGUGAACGAGGUGCGCAGCGGCGCGGGGAAACCCUGAACAGUUAUGAGUACUGAGGAACUUAAUUCGUCGCUUUCCGACGAUCUAGACGAGUUCCGAUGCUCGCAGGUUGGAGGGACGCUCUGCUUUUCGGAACCUGUCGUCGACGCGGAAGAAUGUCUCGUGUCUUCGACGUCAAGAACAAUUCGUUCGUGGUCUAAAACAUCACAGCCCUCAUCGUUGAUGGCAUCUGCAGGCGACACACCCCCUAGGGUGGGCCCCCAGCAGGUGGUCUUUGAAAUUGUGUCAGCCAAGACGGUCGUCGAGGGACGCAAGAAGUUUGUGUGCUACACGGUUCUGGUGAAGAAGUCUCCAGGACUCGAGCGCCUCCCAGGUGUCUUGGAGCGCCGUUACUCGGACUUCCUGGCACUGUUCGUAGGACUGCGGCGGCGGCACCCGUCAUGCCCCCUGCGGGACUUCCCGUUCCCGCGCAAGGCGCUACUGGGCAACUUCACGGCAGAGGUCAUUACGGAGCGCAGCCUGGCCUUCCGGCGACUACUGGCCCGCGUCCACGCGACGCCUGAACUGCGCCGCUCGACAGAGUUCGCCGACUUCACCUGGGGUCGUGAGGUCCGCCGCGCCCACCGCCUGAUGGCCGCCGGGCAGUUUGAGGAUGCCGCCGUGCUGCUCGAGAAUGCCUACUCUGUGCAGGAGAAGAUCCUCGGAGAUGGUGACAGGGACACGUUUGUAACUCUGGCGAUUUUGACGGCAUGCCUCAAUGCGGUGGACAAUGUGGCGGAGGCUCAGAAGUACGCCGAGAUUGCUCUGGGUAAGCGGGUGGUGCAAUCGUGGGGCGGGGGCGAGCGGGAGCGCAGCGAGCUGGAGGUGCCACUCCUGGUGCUGGCCAUCCGCCUCUGGUGGGCGGUGGGGAAGGAGAAGCGGGACCUGGAGGCACGCCUCAAGGAGGUCAAGGACUCGGGGGUCAAUGUGGAUGCACUGCCCACCCUCCUGGAGCUGGUCCUCAAGAAGGACAACGCCUCCUUCUAUUCCUAAAGGCAGGCUACCAACUGCUGUCUGGCGGGACCAUGCCCCCGCUCGCUGUGCUCGUGUACGGCGAGCAAGUGUUCAUUGGCGGGUUGUUUGCAGGUACUAAAUGGGGGUGUUUCAGGGGAAGGGACUCGUUCUAACCUACUGCCAAAGACUGCAGCGGGUUUCUCUGUUUCUGGGGCAGUGCGCUCUGCUCUAAAGAGUGUGUUGUGAGAGGGCGGGUGUGCGGGUUAAGAGAAACAACUGGAGAUCGUGGUGCAGAGUCAUUUUUAUUUGCCUGUGGAGGGUGUUAGGGCUGGGCUCCUUGUUCGCUUCCUAUUUUGGCGCAUGCUUGCUCUACGCUGGACAGAUUGACCUUAGUGUUCGUAGUUGGAAUAAGUGAAUCUCUCUUUUUUUUUUUUUUUUUUCUUUUGGUCCUUGUCGAAGCACAGCUGUGCAAACUGGCUUGGCUUACACGAAUUUUUCUGUCGAAGUGCUAACGUGGAUGAUAGAUUUUCUUGAGAUGAAGCUGUAAUGUGGGGUCGAGUUAAUUACUGCAAUUAUAAAUGACGCUGCCUUUAAAUGAAGGUAUGUUUCAUUGACUCAUAUCUCCUCAAAACAAGACAUAGUUUGGAAAUAAACUUUUCUGCGACUUGUUUAUCCCGAUGUGGAAAGUUUCUUGUAAUGAAAGAACAAUUAACCAAUGCCAAAGAUUUUUUCGCUGUCCUUUGUGAUUUUUUUUUUUACCCUUCCUUUUGUGCAUGCUUACCUGUCCCUGCGUUGAUGGUCCUGUCUUUGUGGAAGGUCUUGAAAUACCGAGGCAUACAAAAGCAUGCAUUGUGCCUGAUCAAAGCUGUAGACUUCUUCAGUAGUCACAAAUGAGUGUAGAAACUAUGCAUUCCAAUGUGGGUAGUCUUGUGCGUUGCUGCGACAGAAACAUGGAUCUAAUUCAUCCUGACCUGCUGCGGUUUUCUAUGCAGUAUGCGCACAUCUUUACCCCAAUACCGAUAUCUGAAAAUGAUAUGGACCGACUCUGGCAGUGUUGGAAAGUCCUUGGUACAAAUGCCUUAGUGUAUUAGGAAGUAGUAACGGAGCAACAUAGUUUUUACCUUGGUGCGUGGCCUGAAGAGAACAAAUAUACUAUUAUCACUGUGCAUGCAGCCUUUUGCGAGGUAGCAUUCCUUGCUCUGCCAGGUCUACCUGUAUGCAUACACAUCAGCUUGUGAAGUCUAAGCAAGGAGCACUGCACUGUUGUAUUGUGCACAUGAUGUAGAUUGUUGCCAAGAAUAUAGCAUUUACGAUAUGCACGUUGGACUGAUGCUUGUUUGACAUUAGCACAUAGAGAGCAGGCACCCGAUCAGCCUCUAUGCUAGUGUACCGGCGUACUGCAAGUGGGCCGGCGGAGGAGAGAGCAUGAUACAAGUUGGCUGUCAACUUGUAUUGUCAAUAGUAUUGGGGUCUUAUUCUUUCCCAAGUUUCCAUCACGUUUGGACUUGUACAACAUUUGUACCAAAAUUUUUAUUUGUCGUGGCUCACUGUUUUAUUGAGGGCCGCGCAUCUUGUGUGUAUUUAUUUUAUUUACCUAGUACCAUUCUCCCUGUUGUAGAUGAAAAAGGCCUUAUUUAUAUAUCACAUACACACACACACACACAUAUAUAUAUAUAUCUGUUGGUACUGUUGUGAUGUGAGGGCAAUCUAUUGUAUCAGCCUGGCAUGAAGUGGGCUAUUCCAGCUGCAGUCGGCAAUAAGCAACGUAGUAUUCUCUUAGUGGCAGGAAUUAACACGAGCUGACCUGCAAGUCAGCUCUUUGUAAAAGUUCAUGUAAUAUGGGAAUAAAGAUUUUUUUUUUCUACUCA